This is a messenger RNA of Saccostrea cuccullata (small rock oyster), 2100 nucleotides long. RefSeq lists its product as uncharacterized. NCBI's taxonomy places the organism in Eukaryota, Metazoa, Mollusca, Bivalvia, Ostreida, Ostreidae. The record is from RefSeq and is a predicted model, not a curated record. The transcript has 2 exons. Bases 1 to 2001 code for a protein of 666 amino acids.
AUGGCUCCCACAGAGAAAGAUUCCUAUGAUUUGGCCCGGAACUAUGGCCUUGAUAUUUCUAUGCCAGACGUCAACCUUGCUGUAUCGACAGCAGCUCAGAAAAUAUACGCCAAAAAGUGCAACAACCUCUACAAGGAGUUCCAGAAGAAGCUCUCCUUCCUCAUCAAGGAGGAGCAGGUAGUCCGCCGCGAUCUGAUGAAGCUGAAGAAAGAGAAGGCGGUGAACAGCCGAUAUUCCCUGUACAGAACAGAAGGGGCGGAUCUCUUCUCAAAGGCCUGUCAGAAACGUAAGACGUAUAGAGAGAAUAACCUGGCCACGAUAUCACCCCUCCUCGAGGACUGUUUCGACUUCACACCGUGUGGGAUCGACUCGGUGAUAGCAGAAGAGGAUGAGACUGAAGAACGGCCCAAAACUGCCCCCGGUGAUAGUUCUCAAUCGCCCGAGAAUAAAAUUGUAGUUGCUGAAGUAGAUUCCAUGCUGGAGGACAAUAGACCCAAAACUGCAGGGAUUGCACUAAAAGAAAAUAAAAGGACAUCAAAGACUGAUGUUAAAUCCAACAUCAUUAAACCUCGUGAAAGGAUUAACUCUGAACCCGAUCAUAAAGAUAGUAAAGGAAACGAAAGAAAGAGUUUUGAAGAUAUAAAACUGCCUGAACAGAAAAUUGCUCAAAUUGAUCGACUUUUGAAAUCUGCUAGUCAAGUGAGAUCCAUGCCCAUGGACAAUGAAAUGACGUCACUUCCUGAAUUGAAGGCGGAGGAGGAGACUGACAAGGACGAUGGAGAAGUUGAUGUUCAGACUGAACGAACAAGGGCAAGAAAAAUUACAAUUAAAGCGGAGAAAUUUCUUGAACUUGAAAGGGGCAAAACUACUGUGACUUUAAAAGACAAAGAGGGUGAAUUCAUUCUGAAACCCUUAAACAUAAAUUAUGAGCCAGACGAGGUGGAGGCUGUUUUCUUUGCAAAAGAUCCAACCCGAGAGAAAAUGGCUUUGGUACGUCAGAAAACGAGUUGGAAUUCACAAACAGUAGCUUCAGAUCUCAAAGUCAAUAACAGAAUGGCAAUUCAGAAAUCGUUAAUGGGAUUGAGUUCAAAGAAGACAACGGUGGCGGAAAUUUUCAACAAUGCAAGGGACAGGAGAACUCGCCAUUUUAGAAUUAUGCUUAAAAAUCCUUCUGUAAACGCCGAAAAUGAAGGAGCUGAAAAGGAGAGAAAGAAAUCGAUUAUUGUAGUACCCCCUGGUAUGACCAAGUGGAAUUCCCUUGCCGUUGCUACCAAGGAAUACUCGUCUUUGAAUUCCAAAGAAGAGAAACCACCCACUUCAACAGCUGUACAUCUCUACAAACACCAGAAAAAGCUUGUUUCCAAGCAGGACCCUAAACCUUCCACCAAACCUACCAGAACAACCGCGACAAGGCCCCAUGUAAAGUCGGAAUCCGAGUCGCCCGCGAAGCCAGAGAGUGUCCCUAUCAAACAACAGCUCCGGGUAACCAUCACUUCACCUAGUGGUGCAGACAAGAAUGUGCAACCACCAACAAAAAACAAUAAAAAGGGAAGCGAUGAUCAUUCUGAACUUUUCCAUCGAGUGAAACAUGUCCCAAAAGGACUAGACAAUAAACCGUUAAAUCGAUCUUCGACAUCAAUGUCACACCGAGAAGAAAUCCCACUUCAUCUCUCAGAUAGAGAUAUGACUGACAUGAUACGGAAAAUGGUGGAGGCAGAUAAUGAUACCCGAAGCGAAGCCCCGGAUGUUAAGAAAAGAAAAAGUGGAAAUCGAUUGCAAAAAUCUUCAACAGGCGACAAUUUAUCUGAAACAGAUUCUAUAUACUUCGGCAACGUACGGCGACUUCUGUCUAGCAACCAGGCUCGUCAGAUUAUUAAAGACCUCAAGAGGCGUGACCAGGAAUAUGAUGACGCGAUGCUUAACAUGAGACGAAGGGUCGCCAUUGGUGGCCAGGGCCACAACUUCAUGAGACGCCCCAACAGUGUGGCGGGUUUCAGAUAGGUCAGAAAUUUAGGAAAAGUCCUAACAGUGUGGCUGGUUUUAGAUAGUUCAGAAACUUCAGGAAAUGUAUCAACAACCUUUCAAGAUUCACGAGUCACA